AAGUUGUGCUCUUGCAAAGGGGACCAACUGAUAAAACCUGGCAGGGCGGGCAGGAGGCCGAGUCACACCAGAAAUGCCAUGCUGCUGCCCAGCCCACCACCAGCCUUGCCUCUCUUCCCGCUGGGAUGGGGCUGGGGAGACACCCUACUGCUCGCCAGGGCUCCCUGGGCAGAGAGCUGCUGAGGCGGGUGUGUGCCAGCGACAGGGCGCCCAGAGGAGGUUGAAUCCCGUAGGAGGUGAGGUGCUGUGAAGCCUCCCUUCUGAUGGCCACAGACAGAAAUCUUUCAAGCCAUACCUGUGUGGGAUAAAGAGUAAGACAGAGGAAAGGGAAACAGCAAAAACCCCUUCCACCUGCAAACCCGGCACAGUGCCCGAGCACAGAGGGAGCUGGUGCAGGCGCAGGGUGCUGAGCACUGGAGGCGGGAGAAGCAUCAGAGGACGUGGGCAAACUACCCAGGAACAGGCAUCCCGCAGCCAGACAGGGGAAUCCCGGGAUUAAGUGCAGGUGUUCAAAGCUACCGAGCUGCUGUGGGAGCUCGGCGGGGCGGCGAAGGUGGGCAGGAGACACCAGGAGGUAGAGCAUCUUUUGUGGAGCGGCUCGGAAGCCUUUCAAGGGGUGUAGCUGAUGAUCUGAUGACCUCUCAGGUGGUCCUGUGGGAAGGUGCGAGACUCCUGCGGGGACCGAGGAGACCUUUGUGGAGCUGGGAGGGCACUGCCCAGCUCUUCCCUUCGGAAAGCCCCUGGCGCCGGGCGGCCCGUGGGGAAGGGGUUCCGCUGGCCUGUGGGGACCCCUAGCGUGAGCUCUGCCUUCGCACAGGUCGCUUCGGUGGCACGUCUGUAGGGCUGGGGGCGACCUGGGGUCUAGGGGAAAGGGCUGCGUGGCUCUUCUCUUGCCCCCGCUGUGAAACGGGCUCCAGGCGUGCCCCAGGCAGGUGACACGGCUGUGUCCCGGCUGCUAACGCUCCGCCGCUCUCGGCCGGGCUCCCCCCGCCGGUUUACACACUGAGCCGUGCCCCAGACCCUCCUGCAACCCUUGCAGAGGUGGCCCGUAACUCCGCCUGUGCACCAGCCCUGCAGCCCUUACACCAGCGGGCACCCACCUUGAACCCGCAGGAAUGGAGUGGACACAACUGUCCGUCCGUCCCACAGCACCAGAAGAAAUGAUGGGAGCCAACAGCUCCGCGUCCUGGGGCUGUCCGAGCCCCAGCGCCGUGUCUACAGGGCACUCUCCCCUCCUGGCCCGUCCCCAGGUGCCCAGCUGCUGGACUGGGGGGGCUGGGCAUCAGCGGCCUGGCCAGCCUGCUGCCCUCUGCGCAGUCCUCACGGCUCUCCUCCCCUGCUGCCCACUCGUUGGUUUUCCUUGGGUGGUUUCCAGCUGGCGGCUGGAGCAGGAAGGUCUGUGUGGGUACACCAGUGUCUUCCACUGGGCAUCAGGGACCCACCAGCCACAGGGGAUGCCUGUUCCCAGAAAUGGCUGUGGCAGCUCCCACUAGUGCCUCGGGAGAUUGCAACCAAGUCGUUUUGCAAGAAAGCUUGCAAGACAGCUAGUGAUGUAGCCAGAAAAUCAUGACAUGCUUUUUCACGUGCACAUGGCUUUGUGCAACUCACUUUCUCUUGCUUCUCUUUGCUCUCUAAAAUGCAUCUUCCUUCCUUUUUUCACUCCCCUCCUCCUCCUCCUUUGUCAUUUUCCUGUAGCUGGUUACUGACAUGGGAUGGUGUCAACUUUCCCCUCCUUUCUUUGCCACCUGGGGGGAGUGCAACCAUUUUCCAUUCUUCUGUUUCACCUCUUUUCCACUGCUCUAGCUCCGAAACUAAGGAUGAUUAAGGCACUCGCUCAGUCUCCCUUUGGCCAGGUUUUUCUUGAGGCUUCUUUGCGAUUUACUUUGGGGAAAUAUGCAUCCAGCAGGCAGCUGGUUUUGAAGACCAGAAGUCACCUGAGUCUUCUGUAGCCUUGGGUCUGUGGGGUCUUCAGUGCUAGGGGAGGGGAAAGGAUGGAGUCAAAAUGUCCAUGGACAGUGAGGGUCUCCUGAGCAGGGGGUUAUAUUUACAUAUAACCUUUUCCCUGAAUAAAAUAUUGCCAAAGGGAUUUUUUUUCCCUGUUCUGCAAACGAAAGUUUUCAUAGAGUCUCAGCCAAAGGUUAUUGCCAUGGGGUGGUUUUUAAAUGGGGAGGGAAGACUCAUGCAGAGUUUUUUUGGGGGGUUGGUGUCUCUUUUAAACAACAGGUUAUUUUUUUCUAAAUCACAUUUUCCUAAACUUUUCCCCAAGAUACUAUUUAUGCAGUUCUUAAAAAAAAAAUAUGGUUAGUGACAAUGUUCAUCAAGCAAAACUGCAUCCCAGUGAAAGUGAAAACCAGAGUAUUUUGAUACUGACUCUUGACUGAAUAGUUUGAAAAUUCUUUUUUAAAAAAAGCUUUGCUCCAAACUCUGUGACAGGCUGGUUUUUCUGUCUGCCUUUCCCCCUUCCCCAGCCGGCUGUGUGUCGGAGCCGACGGCAGCGCACCAAGAGCCAGGGCAGAAGGCGGCUGCUCUAAACAGGAUUUAAUAACGGGGCAGGAGGAGGUGCAACGGCACGUGGUGGGAACUCGGCUUCCCGAGAGGCCCCGCUGUGGCCAUGCCUCCCUUUGGUGGAAACCCAGGCUUUAUCAAGAGCUGGAAGGACCAGCUGCCGGCUCUCUCUGGGGACAAGCAGCCAUGGGACUGAGGUGCGGGAUGAGGAGCACCAAGUGCCAGCUGCUGGUGACCAGCCUCUGCGUCAUGCUGCUGGGGUUGUCCGUCGCCACGCUGAGCACAGUCACCCACUACGGGCUCCAUUUCACCAUCAUCAGCGACAUCUCCCUGGACAGUAACUCCUACAGGGCCAUCCACCAUGCAGCUUUCUACGUUGGGAUCUGCCUCAGCAUGACCCUGAUCCUCGCCGCCCUGCUGAGCUCAGCCGCCACGGUGCGGGAGUCGCAGUGCCUCACCGCCAUGGGAUUUUUCUGUUUUGCUCUGGCCUUCUGCGGAUUGAUCCCAGCUGCCUGCUGGAGAUACACGCACAGCACGGAGGUGGAAGACAGCAUGAUGGAUGUGUACGAUCUUGUGUACGAGGAGGUGAGGAGGAAUGCUUCCAGCUUCAGGAGGCAUGAGCUGACCGCCAUCCACGAAGCAUACCGGUGCUGUGGGAAGCACUCUCCGUUUGGGGACACGACCAAUGUCGAGCACAAGACGUGCCCACCUGGCCAGGUGCACAUUGCGGGGCAGGACUGCCUGCAGGAGAUCCAGGACUUCCUGAAGAAGCAUAUGGACUUUGUCUCCACACUCUUGGCCAUCACCAUCGCCUUCACGGUUUAUGGGAUGAUCCUGACCUCAUUCCUCUGGUUCUCCAUCCACUUCAGCAGCAACCUGGACCGGAAAGGCAAAUACAUCCUGCGGGAGAGGUAGAAACCCACCACUCGGGCAUCCCUACCAGGUAGAGCCAGCUUUUGGCGCCGGGAGAUGUUUGGAGACACCCACAAUAUCCCAUGGGAAGGCAUCGCGCGGGGUCAGGCGGGGGACAUGUCACGUGUCUCCCCUUCCUGCACCAUUAGCGCACUUGCGAGCCCGUCAGAGCAGAGGAUGCUCUGGGGAGGAGCAGGCCCACACCUCUGCUGGAAGAGGGCAAGGACUGAGACGUGCACCCGUGCUCAGAGAUGCAGAUCGCCUCACCGGAGGACGUACGGGCUGUAGCUUCGCAAGCAGGAUGCACAGAGCCCCUUAGGACAAAAAUGGAGAGAAAAGUCCAGCAAAAAUCACGGCAUUAAAACCAAACGUCUCUCGUGCUGCUCUCUGAGCAGCUCCCUGUGACCCCCAAAGAUGCAGUGUUUCUUGGAAGAUGGCUUUGGAGCACAGCCCAGGACUGGUCUUGUGCUAUCAGCAAAUACAUGGACACAAAGUGUGUCCUUGCUGAUAGGAAAUGUGCUCUCCUAGCCUGGACACUUGCAGUGACUGACUUUGGGCAUGUUUCUGAUCAUGCUCAAGCAUGUAGGCGUCCCACGGCCACCAGCUGUUUUUUCCCUGUUUCCAAUUAUUGCCAGACUUACAGAGCUUUUGGUAGAGAUCAGGAAAAAGAAUCAGAAAGCAGUGCAGGAGCUUUGAAACGAAUGACCAGCAUAAGGACAUAUCCCUCUAUUAUUCUUUCUUGCUAAUGCAAUGUGCCAUUAUUUUUUAAUUCUUAGGAUUUAAGCAAUCUCCUAGAGCUUGAAGCCACACUGAUUUCACAGGGCCCUGUUCGACUUCCAGCCUCAGCUCUGUGUUUAUCCAGCUUCAUGAGCCCACCACACUGCUGUGCAAUGCAAAAGGACUUUGAUAUUACACAUACACGCGGGACUGAAGUUUAAAUUUGUAAGGGAACAGGACUGAUCUCCAGCCAGGUCAAACAAUACAAUGUCCAGCUCAUGUCCUCUUUACAUCACCUUAUUAAUAAUAAACAGAAAUUUUAAAAGCCUCGAUUGGCUCUCAGUCUAGCUCAAACAACGGCUCCCUGGCGUGCUUUGCCCUCGUUGCAAGGAAGCAGAGCCGCUUCUGAGCUGAAACCCAGAUUUAGCACUUGCUGGAAAACCUGCUGUAAGCUACAUGGCUGUGUGAAAUGUCUGUUGAACCAACAGCUACUUUCACCCACCUCCUUCGUUGUGGCUUUUAGCCAUGAAAUACAGUAAGUAGCAACUGGUGAUUGAGAUAAAGGUGGUAACCCCAGUGCUCGUUUUCAGGACAGGUCCUGGCCCUCAGGCAAGGGCUGCUACACGUGCAGGGACAGCAGUACAGACUCCAGCACCCGGUUAGCAUGUCAACAUGCCUGCAAAUACCUUGUGUUGGAAAUAACUGCUUUGAGGGGGUGGGGGGAAGGGCUAUCUGUCCCCAUCCUGCUCCCUUGGAACCAGUGGAGCUUCAGCAUUGCCUUCACUGGAAGCAGGAUCAAGUUCAAACUGCUCCAGGGUAUUAAUCAAGCUACCUCCUGGCAGUCACCAGCAUGCCUUGAUCUAGCAGGGAUUGGGUGGUGAUAUGCAUUUGCCAACAUACCCACCUUCUAGUGGUGAGGAAAGGUUCACUUAUACGUAUAUACGUGCUAUUAAGUAUAUCGCUCUCUGGAGAGAGAUGCUCUCCCUUGGGAGCUUCAGCUGCUGUUGUCCAGGCCACUGCUAUUGUUAUUCCUCAGGCCAGCUGGCAGCUCGUGUGACUCAUGGUUGCUUCAAUAAAGAUUAAUUUCUUGCAAAAAGCCAUCA
This is a messenger RNA of Falco peregrinus (peregrine falcon), 5237 nucleotides long. RefSeq names its product tetraspanin 32 (gene TSPAN32). The transcript is spliced from 9 exons. The coding region runs from base 2692 to 3420 and encodes 242 amino acids. The record is from RefSeq and is a predicted model, not a curated record. NCBI's taxonomy places the organism in Eukaryota, Metazoa, Chordata, Aves, Falconiformes, Falconidae. Gene Ontology annotation, cellular component: membrane.